Messenger RNA from Ostertagia ostertagi, 357 nucleotides. The record is from the annotation of a GenBank genome assembly. NCBI's taxonomy places the organism in Eukaryota, Metazoa, Nematoda, Chromadorea, Rhabditida, Trichostrongylidae.
AUGCGGCUGCUGUGGAUGUCGGGCAAAGGCGAAAGCUCGAGCUGCCAACACCAACCACAUCACGGCCGAUUACAGUGGGAUGAAAGACGAAUCGUGCAGAUAGGCAAUCUUUGUGGGCUCAAGUCUGGAAAUCAACCGACAUCAAGAUCAACAGGGCAAAUAUUGCACAAUCCGAACUUCCUGUUCCACAGCUGCUGCGAGGAGCGCCGUCUACCUGCCGCAUGUGUUCAAAAAUGUCACUUCAACACCUAUGAAAAAGAUGCGCUGGAAGCGAUGUUUGUUGGCACGGACGAGUGCCCAAUCGACUUCCUUCCCGAGAUGCAAUUCUGUGCUGCACAAGGAAUGGACCACACUAAG